Molecule: messenger RNA, 1467 nt
Organism: Aspergillus calidoustus
Lineage: Eukaryota; Fungi; Ascomycota; Eurotiomycetes; Eurotiales; Aspergillaceae
Source: the annotation of a GenBank genome assembly
AUGGCUCAGCAGACUCGACAUCAACGAGCGGACUCAACUUCGAGUACACCUUUCCCCUUAUCGCCAUCUCGGAUCCCAAAACCUCUUGUCCAAAUCAGCACCAAUAUUCCAAGUCGCUCUGGCAACAAGCUUACACAUGUCACCAAAUCCUGGAAGCAAGAGACCCAACGGCAUCAGACGUUUGACAGCGGCUUCGGUGACAGAAGCGCGGCCAUCGAGCGCUACCAGCAAAGGGCAGCAUCAACCGAAAGAGAGCUGGCAAGACUGAGGGCUGAAAAUGUCAAAUCUGAGCUGAGCUUCAGUGCGCUUCGCAUCCGACUGGAGAACGAGAAAUCCGAGCUUCAACGCCAGCUAGACUCAACUGCACGUCAGCUCACUGCCGUCCAAGUCGAUAAAGCGCAACUCGAAAGGGAUGUUGCAUCACUUAGGACAUCAUUCGAGAAGAAGGUUUCUGAGCAUGAGCAACAAUUAGCCGAGGAGCGAAAUCAGCGAAUCAGUUUCAAGGAUCGGGCGAACAACCUAGGGUUUCAGUUGUUGGCGGUCUCUGGGGAAGUGCAAACGCUCAGUCAAGAUAUAGUACUAGCCGAGGAACGCGGGAGAAAAGCGGGAUACGAACAAUUUGCCAACGAGCGCACUGAUCUGGAGGCGCUCGCCUCCCAGGCCAGACAGAACGCGGAAUCGCUCGAGAAACAGCUCGUGGAGGAGCGCGCAGGUAAAGCUGAACUCGAAACCAAGCUCGAAGAGCUCAAGGCCCACUACGAGGAAACCCAGAACGAACGAGAACAAGCAUACAAAGCGAAAACCGAGGCAGAGAACGCGCUCAAAGAGGCACUCGACGAGCAGGGCCGCCUCGAGCGAGAGAACAAUGACCUGCGGGCGGCGAUCACAGAGAGGACGACGAACAAAAACACCAUUUUGGAUCAAAUCAGGAAAUCCAAGGAGGAAGUAUUGGAGCAGCUGAGCAAAGCACAGCAAGGGCUUCUGGAUUCAAUGAUGAUGGAGCACAACUCAGCCUCCACAAAUCUGAACGAACAUUAUCAGCAACUGGAAGACGACCAUCGACAACGAUACGAAGAACUCCGCAACCAGUUUAGCGGCCUUGCGAACAGCAUUGCCGAGCUUAAACGUGAACUUGAUGAAAGCAACAGAAAUGACAACCCCAAUCUAGCCGUCGAGCUGGAGAGGACUCUGACAGCCCGAUAUGACCAGCUACAAGAGCUGCUCACAACUAGCUCCCACUCGAUACAAGAGACACAAGAACAGCUACGGAGUAAGGUCGAAGAGGCAAUGAAAGCUCGCCAGCCUUGUGGGGCUAGUAAGCCAGUCGUCAGCCAACAUGUCCUGGAAGAAGUACUUCCCGUCGCUGGAGGUGCCUCUUCAGGAGCCAGAAAGGGCCAAGUCAAGUCCUGCAUUAUCUGGAAUAGGAGAUCUGGCAAGGUCCGAGUGUGCGUCUGUCCGCAGUCAUAA